AUGGAGUAUCAUUCCCAGACUCAAGUCCGUAAAAAACAGCUUUCAUGUGACACUUGUUUAAAAUCAUUUCCUUCGCCUUCAGCACUUAAGAUGCAUCUAAGAGUCCACUCUGGUGAAAAGCCGUAUUCGUGCAAACAUUGUUCUAAGGCAUUCAAUCAAUCUUCAAGUUUGAUGACCCAUAUGAGAGUCCAUACUGGUGAAAAGCCAUAUUCGUGCGACCAUUGCUUUAAGGCAUUCAAUCAAUCUUCCAAUUUAAUAGUACACAUGAGAGUCCAUUCUGGUGAAAAGCCAUAUUCAUGCAAAUAUUGUUCAAAGUCAUUUUCUAGACAUCAUGAUUUAAAGAGACAUAUGAGUGUCCACACUGGUGAAAAGCCAUAUUCAUGCGAAUAUUGUUCCAAGGCAUUUACUCAAUCUUCAAGUUUAAGUAAACACAUGAGAAUUCAUACUGGUGAAAAGCCCCAUUCGUGUGAAUAUUGCUCGAAGUCAUUUCUUAGAGUUGGUGAUUUAAAGAGGCAUGUGAGAUUCCAUACUGGUGAAAAGCCUUAUUCGUGUGAACAUUGUUCUAAGAUUUUUACUCAAUCGUCUGAUUUAAUGAUACAUAUGAGAUUCCACACUGGUGAAAAGCCUUAUUCGUGCAAAUAUUGUCCCAAGGCAUUCACUCAAUCUUCAAGUUUGAUGACGCAUAUGAGAGCCCAUACUGGUGAAAAACCGCAUUCGUGCAAAUGUUGUUCUAAGUCAUUCAAUCAAUCUUCAAGUUUAAUGAAACAUAUGAGAGUCCAUACUGGUGAAAAACCUUAUUCGUGCGAAUAUUGUUCUAAGUCAUUCACUCACUCUUCAAGUUUACUGACACAUAUGAGAGCCCAUACUGGUGAAAAGCCGUAUUCGUGCGAAUAUUGUUUUAAGGCAUUCACUCAAUCUUCAAGUUUAAUUAUGCAUAUGAGAAUACACACUGGUGAAAAGCCUUAUUCGUGCAAAUAUUGCUCUAAGGCAUUCAAUCAAUGUUCAAGUUUAAAUAAACACAUGAGAAUCCAUACUGGUGAAAAACCUUAUUCGUGCAAAUAUUGCUCUAAGUCAUUCACUCAAUCUUCAAAUUUAAAGACACAUAUGAGAGUCCAUACUGGUGAAAAGCCGUAUUCGUGCAAAUAUUGUUCGAAAGCAUUCAAUCAAUCUUCAAGUUUAAAUAAACACAUGAGUACCCAUACUGGUGAAAAGACUUAUUCGUGCAAAUAUUGCUCUAAGGCAUUCACUCAAUCUUCUAGUUUAAAUAAACACAUGAGAAUUCAUACUGGUGAAAAGCCUUAUUCAUGCAAAUUUUGCUCUGAAGCAUUCACUCAAUCUUCAAGUUUAAUGAAACAUAUGAGUACCCAUACUGGUGAAAGGUGA
Messenger RNA from Uloborus diversus, 1383 nucleotides. RefSeq names its product zinc finger protein 271-like. Gene Ontology annotation, cellular component: nucleus. The record is from RefSeq and is a predicted model, not a curated record. Gene Ontology annotation, molecular function: DNA-binding transcription factor activity, RNA polymerase II-specific; RNA polymerase II cis-regulatory region sequence-specific DNA binding. Gene Ontology annotation, biological process: regulation of transcription by RNA polymerase II; central nervous system development. NCBI's taxonomy places the organism in Eukaryota, Metazoa, Arthropoda, Arachnida, Araneae, Uloboridae.